AUGUUUUCCAGCAGAGCGGUGUUUCGCGCGGGUACUGCGGCUCGGCUGCAGAGGACCUGGGGCCCUGCUCGGUCGGUUCCUCGCCCGGGCGUCAUCGCGUGCGCUGCGACGAGGGCGUGGAAGACGACGACUACGACUUCGACAGGCGACGAGAAAUCAGGGCAUAUCGCGACGUCUCAGAGCGAGUCGAUCCUUUUCUUCGACAAUCUCUUCCCCCUAAAGCUCACUUGGCUACUUCGGUCCCGAGCCUGGCAAUCAGACACCGACUUUGGCGAUCUCCUCCAACGGUUCGAAAGCUCCAGCUUGGGCAUCACCGACCCAAUUUCUUUGGUCAAACGAGCCAUACCGAACGACCUUCCUAUCAAAGUGACAGAGCUUCUACCACGUUUCAAGGAUGGAGGAGUUUAUGUCAAGUUCAGCCAUACUGCCGAUGUUGACGCUAAAGAGAUUGAGACCUCCCUCGCACGAACUCUGGAGAAGAACCCCAUACGUCCCUGGUUCAACCCCUUUCGCGGCAUCAAAGCUGGACUUGUCAAAGGCGUACCCUGGCUCGAAGAUCUAUACCGAUUCCCGAAAAACAGGGUGAAGGUUGAAUUCACAGGCAAAGAUGCUGGCGGAGAGGCCGUUGAGCUCUCGCAAGAGGACUUGUACAGUCUCUUCCGCAAGUAUGGAAAAAUCGCGGAAAUCACCUCUCAGCCGUCCGACUCCAAGGUUCUGCCGAAAUACGCUUACGUCGACUUCGCACUUGUCCGUGACGCAAUCAUGGCGAGGAACUGUAUGCAUGGCUUUGUUGCCGGGGAAGCUCUCGGCGGAGGCAAGAAUGGUACAAAACUUCGACUGUCGUAUGAGCAACGGGUCAAUCCUCACAACAUCUGGAACUGGCUCAGCAAUCACCCAAGAAUCGUAAUUCCUAUACUUGCCGCCCUACUUGCCGCCAUCACCGUAGCAAUCUUCGAUCCUAUCCGCGAGUUCUUCGUCAAGGCUCAUAUCCAACACUCCUUCCGCCUGACAGACAACAAGCUUUACAGAUGGGUCAAAAACCAGACGACGGACAUCUUCUCCUCUUUUGGUCGCAAAAAGAAUGACAAGGCCGGAUUCAAUGCGGUUUGGCAACACCGACGGGACCUGAUCGAGCAGAUCCAGACCUGGCUGCUUGAGAGCUCGGACACAUUCAUUGUGGUUCAAGGCCCACGAGGUUCUGGGAAAAAGGAACUCGUUCUGGAUCAAGCUUUGGAAGGCCGCAAACACGUCUUGGUUAUCGAUUGCAAGCCAAUUAUCGAAGCCAGAGGAGAAAGCGGUACGAUCAAACGUCUAGCUAACGCCGUGGGAUACAAGCCGGUCUUUGCGUUCUUGAACGGCAUGAGCAGCAUGAUCGAUCUCGCUGUCCAAAGCACAACUGGAGUCAAGGCUGGUUUCUCUGAGACGCUCGAGUCGCAGGUUGUCAAGAUCCUACACACAACUGCUGAGGCCUUGAAGGAAGUUUCGCUUUCGGGCCGUGACAAGGAUGGCAAAGACGCUGGCCUCUCAGAGGAUGCCUACCUGGAAGCCCACCCCGACAGACGGGCCGUUGUUGUUAUCGACAACUUCCUGCACAAGAACGAAUCGAGCAUCGUGUACGACAAGGUUGCCGAAUGGGCUGCUGCCAUGGUCCAGAACAACGUCGCCCACGUCAUUUUCCUGACUGACGACACGGCUUACUCGAAGUCCCUUUCGAGGGCGAUGCCUGACCGUGUCUUCCGACAGGCUGCGCUGGGUGAUCUCUCCCCCGACGUCGCCAAGAAGUUCGUCAUUAGCCGCUUGGAAGAGGAUGAACUCGACAAGGUCCGCGAGCGCUCGAAGGAGGCGCAACAGGAGGCAGAGAAGACUCCCGUUAAGGAGGAGCCGAAGCCUGAUCUGUCGGAGUUGGACGCAGCCAUUGGUAUCCUUGGUGGUCGUCUCACUGAUCUCGAGAACCUUGCUCGUCGCCUGAAGGGCAGCCAAAGCCCCCAGAAGGCAGUUGAAGACAUCAUCAACCAGAGCGCUACCGAGAUUGUCAAGAUGUAUCUCCUAGGCGGCAAGGACACCGUCGAGGGUAAGAAGUGGUCUACUGAGCAAGCGUGGUACCUGAUCAAGGCGCUCGCCUCACAUGACGCCCUCCGGUACAACGAGGUGCUUCUCUCUGACACUUUUGCAUCUUCAACCACUCCCGGGGCUUCCAAUGGCGAAUCGUCUCUCGAGGGCCUUACCAACGCGGAUCUCAUCACCGUCGAGACGUACAACGGUCGCCCACAGACUAUCCGCCCCGGUAAACCGAUGUAUCAGGCAGCUUUCAGCCUGCUUCUCGAGGACCGCGUACUCAGAGCGAAGAUGGACCUUGCACUCCUGAAGGAGCUGGCCAAGGUCGAGGCCAAGACGAUCGAAAAAGCGGAGAGCGAGCUGGCGCUGUUGGGCAACCUGCCUAAGCAGCCUUCGCAGACGGGUUCCCGCAUUGCAUACCUUCUCGACAAGCUUGAGGGAAGUCAGGUGAAGAUUACUCAGUCGAAUGAGGUUGCCGUCCAGAAUAUCGAAAAAGCCCGUCGCGGAUCCCAAGCGACAGUUGAUCUUAACGACAACACGGAAGCCAAAAUCAAGAACCCCCUCCUCGGCAUCACACGCGACGAGCUACUCCGGGACGUCGAACAUUUCGCCCACGACAAGGGCUUAGACGAGUACUUGCCCCUCCUCAAAAAGGGUGCCCUCGUUGCCCAAGACCCCACCGGCUACGAAGACAUCGACGGCGCCGAAGCUCUCGAUGCCGACGAGAUUCAGGCUCUACGCGACGAAGUCCUGCACAAGUGGCGCAUCCCCAAGAUUUUAUAUCUCACUAUCAUCACUUGCUCUAUCGGAGCCGCUGUCCAAGGAUGGGAUCAGACGGGGAGUAACGGAGCGAACUUGUCGUUUCCCACGGUGUUUGGUAUUGGGUCCAACUCACAUCAUGAUACUCUUCUUGUCGGUCUCGUCAACUCUGCCCCUUAUAUCGGCUCUGCACUCAUCGGAUGCUGGCUUUCGGAUCCUCUGAACAACUGGGUGGGCCGUCGCGGAACCAUCUUCUUCGCCGCCAACUUCUGCAUCUGGCCUGUAAUUGGAGCUGCUUUUUCUCAAACAUGGGAACAGCUCCUGGCCUGUCGUCUCCUCCUCGGUAUCGGCAUGGGCGCAAAGGCCAGCACCGUCCCCAUCUUCGCCGCCGAGAACUCUCCAGCACCUAUACGAGGCGCCCUCGUGAUGAGCUGGCAAAUGUGGACAGCCUUCGGGAUACUCAUGGGUACAUGCGCUAAUUUAGCUGUUGGAAAGGCGGGAGAUAUAGCAUGGCGUCUCCAGCUCGGUUCCGCCUUCAUCCCGGCUGUCCCGCUGGCUCUGCUCAUCUAUGUUUGCCCAGAGUCUCCGCGUUGGUAUAUCAAGAAGAACAAGUAUCCGAACGCCAUGAAAUCGCUGCUCCGGCUGCGGAAUAAUCCGAUUCAGGCGGCGCGGGAUAUCUACUACAUCCAUACCCAGCUUCAGGUCGAGGCGGAGAUCAUUGGGCGGUCGAACUACGCCAAGCGGUUUAUCGAGUUAUUCACAAUUCCACGUAUCAGACGCGCAACCUUGGCUUCCUUCACGGUCAUGAUUGCCCAGCAGAUGUGUGGAAUCAACAUCAUCGCCUUCUACUCCUCCACAAUCUUCAAAGAGGCGGGAACCUCCGAGUUCAACGCCCUCCUCGCCUCCUUCGGCUUCGGCAUGGUCAACUUCCUCUUCGCCUGGCCGGCCAUCUGGACCAUCGACACCUUCGGCCGCCGCAGCCUCCUCCUCUUCACUUUCCCCCAGAUGGCCUGGACUCUGCUCGCGGCCGGUCUCUGCACGCUCAUCCCCGGCACCGGCGGCCUUCACCUGGGUCUCGUGGCCCUGUUUGUUUACCUCUUUGCCGCGUUCUACUCUCCCGGAGAAGGCCCGGUACCCUUCACCUACUCGGCCGAGGUCUUCCCGCUGUCCCACCGGGAGGUCGGCAUGGCCUGGGCCGUGGCGACCUGCCUCUUCUGGGCGGCCGUGCUGUCCAUCACGUUCCCCAUCAUGCUCGCGGUCCUGGGCGUCAUCGGGUCAUUCUGCUUCUACGCAGGGCUGAACGUGGUUGCGCUGGUGAUGAUAUUCUUCUGGCUACCCGAGACCAAGCAGCGCACCCUCGAGGAGCUCGACUACGUCUUCGCCGUCCCGACGCGGGUCUUCAUGCGCUACCAGCUCACCAAGGCCUUGCCGUACUGGUUCAAGCGCUGGAUCCUGUUCCGACGGGACGCCACGCUGGAGCCGCUGUAUAAGUUCGACCUCACACACGAGGAUCACCACGACGAUGGGGGAUACGACAAGACGCGAGUCGAGAUGCGGGACAAGAAGGAAGGCAGCUCGUGA
Messenger RNA from Colletotrichum karsti, 4395 nucleotides. RefSeq names its product mitochondrial escape protein 2. Gene Ontology annotation, cellular component: mitochondrial inner membrane. Lineage: Eukaryota; Fungi; Ascomycota; Sordariomycetes; Glomerellales; Glomerellaceae. The record is from RefSeq and is a predicted model, not a curated record. Gene Ontology annotation, molecular function: RNA binding; transmembrane transporter activity. The transcript is spliced from 13 exons. Gene Ontology annotation, biological process: transmembrane transport. The coding region runs from base 1 to 4395 and encodes 1464 amino acids.